AUGGCCUCCCCCGAAACUCGCCUCAACCAAAUAGUCAAAGGCGCCCCUACAACGGAUAUCCGACCACUGCCCUCUGCUCCCCUCCAUUCCCUUGGGAAACAGUCCGAACAACCCACCCUCGAUCCUCUCCUGGCUACCUUGCCUUCCUCCCCUCCGCAGAUCUACUUGAACCUCCUGAUUCUUGAAUCGUCCCUGCGCGCACAGUACCUGCACCUCGUCUCCCGCCGCCGGCUGAACACUUUCUUCCUGCUGUUGCUGGCUGUCUGGAACUGCUUGUUCUUCUACGCCCUCUUCCUGCGUCCUCGAGAAGAUGGCAUCGGCCUGGGUGGAUCUGUGUACUGGGUGGUCGAAACGUCAGAGAAACUUGCAUUGAUGGGCGGAGUUGUCACGGUUCUUCUCGUUUGGGGCACGGGUCAAUGGGAAAGAGGCAUCCGCUGGCCGAGAAAAUGGUUGGGAACGACAAACAGAGGUCUGAGGGGUUUCAACCUGCGCGUGGUGAGAAUCCGGGGAAAGUUUUGGCGGGAGAUGCUCGGCCACCUCUCCUUCUUACUCCCCUUUGGUCUCUGGCGCGAAGCGGGAGGCUCAGAUUGGCACCUUGUCGAGCACGAAAACGGGCUAGUGGUCGAAGAAGAUCUCGCAGAGGGAGGCGACGCUAUCAUGCUUCUCUUGCUCCCCAAGUCCUUCUCCCCCGAAUUCCGAGAGAACUGGGAAGAAUAUCGCACAGAGUAUUGGGAAAAGGAGAACGAACGGAGGGCAGCUCUCCGAAAGAAACUAAAUGUUCUCAGGAGAGCAAAGGCGAAGGAAGCGGGAGGCUGGAAAUGGUGGACGGGAGCUUGGCGACUCCAGUCGUCCAGACAUCAUGGCCAGAGACGGCAUCAUGACCUGGAGAAACAUCCUCACUUGCAACACACCCAGGGAACCGGCUCACACCGCGCAAGUCUGUCAGAAAGGGACGCCAUGGGUCAUGCUCGAGCAUUGAGUGGGACAGCUGGCAAGAGAAGGAGCGUCAACCUCGACUCGGACUCCACGCACAGCCGGAGCAGACAAUCGUCGCGCUCUUCCACCCCACAUCUCGAGUUUGAUGUGGCCACUGAACGGCCCCUCUCAGAGAGGAUGAGGCGAGGAAGCUCUGUUAGUAGCACAGCCAGCGUCCGAAGGAAACCGCCCAGGGACGGCGGCCGCAGAGACAGAGAUGGGAAUCGAGAACGCGGACUCGGUGAUAUCACGCCACUGGGGACGCCGCUGUUGAGCCCCUUGACAAGCGCCAGUGGGGAAGACGACCGGGAAGAAAGGAAGCGGAGAAGGAAGGAGAAGGAAGCCGCUCGCAAACAGAAGGAAGAGACCAGCACAAAAGAGGAAGACUCGCACCAGAAGAGGAAGAGCAGAAUCAAGCAGGAACCUGCCGCCGCGGUCAAACACGAGAUCAAGGCCGAGAACGGCGGCAAUGGGAACGGCCAAGGCUACGAAGCAGCGGGAGAAAGCAGUGUUCCCACCACGCCGAAGACCGAGGAAGGGUUUUCUCUCGACAUGGUGGCCGAGGCGAAUUCCAAGACCUAG
Molecule: messenger RNA, 1557 nt
Organism: Fonsecaea multimorphosa CBS 102226
Lineage: Eukaryota; Fungi; Ascomycota; Eurotiomycetes; Chaetothyriales; Herpotrichiellaceae
Exons: 1
Coding region: 1-1557 (518 amino acids)
Biological process (GO): nuclear envelope organization
Cellular component (GO): Nem1-Spo7 phosphatase complex
Molecular function (GO): phosphoprotein phosphatase activity; protein phosphatase regulator activity
Source: RefSeq, a predicted model, not a curated record